This is a messenger RNA of Yarrowia lipolytica CLIB122, 375 nucleotides long. RefSeq lists its product as uncharacterized. Gene Ontology annotation, cellular component: RNA polymerase I complex. Gene Ontology annotation, biological process: termination of RNA polymerase I transcription; DNA-templated transcription. Gene Ontology annotation, molecular function: nucleic acid binding; zinc ion binding. Lineage: Eukaryota; Fungi; Ascomycota; Dipodascomycetes; Dipodascales. The record is from RefSeq and is a predicted model, not a curated record.
AUGUCGGCAGUCGGAUCUCUGAUUUUUUGCACGGAUUGCGGCAAUCUCAUGGACACUCAGCUCAACGCCAGCAAAGAUCUCGAGUGUGAUCAAUGUGAUGCUUCUUUCCCUUCAGCUAACACCACCAACCUCACAGUCGUGACCAAGUCCGCCCCCGACGCAUUCCCCUCGGCCCUGCGGUCCAAACGAUCCGUCGUCAAGACCUCUCUGGCCGCUGGAGAAGCCGACGAGGGAGCCAUCAUCAAGGAAAAGUGUCCUCAGUGUGGCCACGACGAGAUGCAGUACCAUACUCUGCAGCUGCGAUCUGCCGAUGAAGGUGCCACCGUCUUCUACACCUGUACCAAGUGUCACUACAAGUUCCGAACCAAUAAUUAG